Molecule: messenger RNA, 735 nt
Organism: Pelobates fuscus (common spadefoot toad)
Lineage: Eukaryota; Metazoa; Chordata; Amphibia; Anura; Pelobatidae
Gene: RNF7
Product: ring finger protein 7
Exons: 3
Coding region: 81-338 (85 amino acids)
Biological process (GO): protein ubiquitination; ubiquitin-dependent protein catabolic process
Cellular component (GO): Cul5-RING ubiquitin ligase complex; nucleus
Molecular function (GO): ubiquitin protein ligase activity; cullin family protein binding; zinc ion binding
Source: RefSeq, a predicted model, not a curated record
UGAUUGGCUGUGAGGGCUGCAGGCUGACCUGGCCUUUUUGCUGUACCGGAGUUGCAGUAGCUCCCUGUCCAUGUGACGACAUGUUUUCCCUGAAGAAGUGGAACGCGGUGGCGAUGUGGAGCUGGGACGUGGAGUGCGAUACGUGCGCCAUUUGCCGGGUGCAGGUCAUGGAUGCCUGUCUGCGCUGUCAAGCUGAGAACAAGCAGGAGGAUUGUGUAGUGGUUUGGGGAGAAUGUAACCACUCUUUUCACAACUGCUGCAUGUCCCUGUGGGUGAAACAGAACAACCGAUGCCCACUGUGUCAACAGGACUGGGUGGUACAGAGAAUAGGCAAAUAAUCCACGUUGGAUCCCAUGGACUGCUGUGCUUCCCCUGAAGAAUGUCGUGGCUCAGGAGUUCAUCUUCGGGAAUUUUUGCAGGCUUGUCUUUAAAGCAGCGUUCUGGUGUCCAGUCUUUACUACUUGUGUGUAUGAAAUUGUAUGCACUAAAUCGUCUGUCUACCAUCGGCACACUUAACCUCAGUAGCAAACAUAAUGAUUGGGGAUUAUUGGUGCCAGUGUAAAGUGACUAUUUAGCCCCUUCUAAAGGAAUGCCAUGGGGUGUCCUGUCCUGCAAUGAACUGGUUGAAGAGAAAUUGCUGUGUAUAAAUAAAUAGUAUUACUGUGUUCCUGCAUCCAAAAUUCAAGCUAUUGGGAUGUUUUGUUUGUUUUGAAUAAAGUUAUUUUGAGUUCCGCA